UCUCAAGCUUUUGAUCAUUCUUACAAACAACAAACUUCCCCUUUUCUACCUUGCAAGAAUUCAGGCAUCUAAAAUGGCCUACAAACUCUUCCUCGCCCUUGUCGUUACCGUCGUCGUCGUCGCAUUUCUAUCGAACAUCAUUUCUGCGCAGUCGGGUUGCACAACGACGCUGAUGGGUUUGUCGCCGUGCCUCAAUUACGUCUCCGGGAAUUCGUCGACGCCCUCGUCGACGUGCUGCUCGAAGCUCACGAAUGUAGUAAAGUCGCAGCCGCAGUGCCUUUGUCUGCUGCUGAACGGAACGGCUUCUUCUUACGGGUUUAACAUAAACCAGACGUUGGCGCUCGGUUUGCCCGAUGCUUGCAGCGUGCAGACUCCUCCGAUUAGCAAAUGCAACGCUGCUAAUGCACCGGAUGCUGCCUCGCCGGGGGCCUUACAGAACCGCCCCUCCGACUCUUCCAAGAAUCCGGCGACAGGUUCGGAUAUCCCAUCAGGCUCGAAAGCCACCCCGACUGGCGACAAAAACAACGGCAGCAUCGCUAAUGCUACACCUUGCAUAGUUCUACUACUUGUCCUGAUGACUGCAUCAUCGUACGCUGUUUCUAUCGCCGGAUUCUGAGAAUCGUCGACUGCCUGUCUCGGUCGAGACCAUUCGUUUGUUCGCCUCGUUUGUCCGAAGAUUCGAUUAUUUGUUUUUCUUUUUUCAGUUAUUUAUCUUUGUAUGAAAUGAAGAACAGCAGACUCUCCUCUGCUUUUCACCAUAUUGUUUCGACGAUAUAACAUCGAUUUCU
This is a messenger RNA of Andrographis paniculata, 788 nucleotides long. Its product is annotated as non-specific lipid transfer protein GPI-anchored 5-like. The transcript is spliced from 3 exons. Lineage: Eukaryota; Viridiplantae; Streptophyta; Magnoliopsida; Lamiales; Acanthaceae. Bases 74 to 616 code for a protein of 180 amino acids. The record is from RefSeq and is a predicted model, not a curated record. Gene Ontology annotation, biological process: lipid transport. Gene Ontology annotation, molecular function: lipid binding.